Messenger RNA from Porites lobata, 17145 nucleotides. Lineage: Eukaryota; Metazoa; Cnidaria; Anthozoa; Scleractinia; Poritidae. The record is from the annotation of a GenBank genome assembly.
AGGUGACGGAUAUGAAUGCCGACCCUUUAAUAAAACUCCUUCCAUUUGAUGUCAGUAAAGUGCGGGCUCAAGAUGUUGUUGUGGUAUUGGCAGUUUUUGCAGCCGUGUUUUUGUUCAGAGCUCCUAAUGUUUGGGAGUUGAAGCCUUCUUGGCAACUUGGCAGCACUUCUGAGAUCCAUCAUAAGCCUGGUAAAAACCAGUCGUAAGUCAUACUGUUAUUGCUUAUAGUGAGAAUAGUUUCAGUAGUGAACUCAACCCGAAGUGUGCUACUUGUGCCAGUAAUGGAUAUACAGCGUUUUUUCUAGAAAGGUUUGUCGGAAAAAGUGCAUGCAUUAAUCCCAAAAUGUAUUGUGGGUCGUUUUGAGUUCAGUGUUCUUCGAUAAAAAACGAAAGAAUGGCACAAGAGACCAUGGACAUAUGUUUGUGAGUGGUAAAGGAAAGCAAGAAAAGUAGGUUGGACAGUUACGGUGUCAGGAACAGUGUAUAGAUGGUAUCCCAUAUUACCUAUUGGGAUUGUCGUGUGCUCAUUUUUUCCGAAUAUCUUUCUCGAAAUAGCUGUAUAUGUUACAGCUCACUCAACAUUCCCCUACACUAUAUUCCUGCCCCCAAAAAUAAUCCCUGUGCAAAAAAGUUACAUAUCUUAUUACAAAUAAAUAUAUAUAGAAAUAAUCCACCCAAAAGUCACCUACACCACUGAUUUCCCCACAAACUGACAUCUGAGAAAUGAGUGCAGAAUUCCUAUACUGAUGUAGCCUACAAGAAAGCUCUCUGGGGUGCUCUGGCAGCGGGGCGGGAAAAGGGAGGAGAGCUUGCAACUACAUCUCUGGAAUUUGAAUUCUGCCUCCAGUUCCCCUGUGGCUCCCUGUCAACUGAGCUGUCAUGGAACCUUCUCUAGUGUCUGCAUGAUAAGGGCAUCUGGACAUUAAAUACCUGUUUCCCAGGGACUUAUCAAUGUACAUGUGUCCUGAUGUAAUAGAGGGUGUUUAUUACUCACUAGAGAUGAUCCUAACACCCUCAGAUUUUGCUGUAUAAUUUCCUAUGUAAAUUUUCAGACCUGUUCCCCUCAUCACAGAUUUGGAUAGCGAUGGGAUUAAUGGUAAGGACUUUGAACUUAAGUUUACCGUUUGAUUUUCAUGCUUUUCUUCUCAUUGACGGUUCUAAACUGGCAUUUGAAAUUUGCACUUUGUAGUUGUUUGUAUUUCACAUCUUUCAAUAAUUUUAAUAAGUAGGCCUUUUGUAAAAGUUGAUCACAUAAUCCACUUUCUGUAAACAUAGUUCACUUAUCUAAUUUUAAUAUGCUCUUUCAGUUGCUGCUAACAGAAUUUUCCAAAAGCAAACUGUUUUCAUGUUCACAGAAAUUGAUCACAUGACUAACUAUUGAAAAUGGCCUAUUUUGCAAAUCUAAGAAUCUGGGUUCAGUUUUCCCAAAACGUGUGCCGAAUUGGUGUUGUACGUCUUUCACCCAGCUUCGCAGUUUUAAAUAAGUGAACACUUUUAUCUGUUACUUCCCCAAAAUAUAUCAGGUGAUGAUGUCAGGGGAAAAUCUUAAUCCAGGCUGAAAUCCAACAGUUCAUUUGAAGUGCUAAUAGGCCAGAAAUAAAGUUCACAUACUUAUCCACUGGAUGGUAAUUUAUCCAGUGAUAACGCUAUCCACCAUUUGAACAACCGGAGACAGGUAGAUAUUAUUUUGCAUCCUUAAAAUAUGUUUUGUGAACCAUUUUGGGCUAAAAGGAAUAGUAUUAUAUUCAUGAUAACUCCGGUAUUGAGAAUUUAGAUAAUUUGAUGUACUGUCUAACUGCUUACUUUUAAUUUAAAAAAUAAUAAAUGUUUGUUUGUUUCUUUUUAUAACAGAAGUGAUUUUAGCAACUGAGGAUGGGCGACUUCAAAUACACAUGCUUCCCCCACAGGAAGAUCAUGAACCAUCAUUCACUCUUCCUCAUCUUCAUAUGAAGGUACAGUCCCCAUUACUAAAACUAUUGAAAAGAAGAAGAGACUACUGCAGUUAACUCUCUCAUAGCGACCUCCUCCAAUAAGCUACACUUUGAAAAUGACCCUUCAGUUAAAUACUGUUUCUGCUAAUCCAAAACUCUCUCGUAAGCACCAUGCACUUCUUAAAGAUUUCUUAAACAACUGUGACAGCUUUUUAGGCUAGAAAUUUGACAUUUUCAUUUGUUUUCUGUUUCCAGUAAGUGACCACCCGGUAUGAGGCACAUAUGAUUGUGAGAAAACCAUUGCUUGAUUUUCACCGAAUUUUAGUUUUCUAGCACUGCCAACAAAGCAAUAUUGCAAGCAGAUUAAAGCAGUUGACUUAGAAAAAAGAUGGCUGAAAAGUGCAUUUUCCACUUUGAUAGUGCAUACUGUUUUAAUUUUACAAUGUUUCACUGUUCCUAGUGCUAUUUGAUGUGAAACAGUAAUUUCCAGUUGUCUAUUUGCCUAUUUUGAGCUUGUAAGGUAAAUUAAUUAAAUAUAUUUAAAGGAACAAAAACUGAUUCCUAGCAAUGUUUGUGAACGUCCAUUUAAAUUACCAUUUAAAACAAACCAAGAAGUUUCCAAUUUAAGGUCUUGCUUAAUAUCAUUCCUACCAAUCAACGUCUUUGGAAAAUGAGCAUAAAAACUUCCCCCCAAUGCGAGACCUGUAACUUUCCUACUGAAACUUCAAAUCAUAAGUUUUAUGAGUGUCCUGCUGCGAAAAGUUUUUGGAGAGAUGUCUUAAACUGGUGGAACUUCAAAUCUUUUGAAAACAUAACACCCAGUGCUACAGAAAUUCUUUAUGUUUAUGAACCCAAAUCAUCACAUUUUAAUGCUUUUAAUCAUUAUCCUCUAAUUGCAGGAUACUAUAUCCACCUUGCUAGAUUAGAAGCAAAUCUGAGACCCCGAGACUCAAUGUUUUCAUUGUUCUUCUGGAAACUAAAAUUCAAUGGAAAGAGAAUUAAUUGCUAUUAAAACUGGAAACCACACCAAAUACAGAAAUGAGUGGACGUCCUUGUGCAUUUCUGAUAAUUAUGCGUUGUGACUUCUUGGGUUAAUGGCUUCAAUAUGCAGUGCUUGACACUAACGCUAGUCCACUAGCCCGAAACUAGUGAAACUUUGGGCUGGGCUUAGCAAAAAUAAGCUUCUAAUAGCCCCUAGCCCAGUCAGUUUAGUUGACAAAAUAGCUUUUCUAAACUCUUUUACUUGAGAAGUUCCUUUUUCUACAACGCUUUAUCAGUAGUUUUCUUUCAAUCUAUAGGUUAAGUAUUUUAAUGUAAACUAAGGAAGGGCUCGAAAUUGCGACUGAUGUGGUUGCCAAUUGAUGCGACUAACAUUUUCUCCUUGGCGACUAAGAAAUCUGGUUUAGUCGCCACUUUGGGGACCAGGUUUCUCAAUGAUUUAGAUUUAACUUAAAAGAGUAAAGUUAAAACAAACAUUUCAUCUUAUCUUGCUUUGCUUUCAAUCUUAUAUCGCACCAUAUGUAUUACUAUGAUGCGAGCUGCGUCAUUUACAUUAUACAAACUGGCAACUAAAAAUUUGCAUCUGGCGACUAUAUUUCUACAGUUGGUCGCCUCAAGGCGACCUGAGGAUUUUUUUUUGUUUUCGAGCCCUGUAAGGAUUUGCUACUCACAUCGUGGAGGUAUAGUAUGAUUGACUUGCAAAACAAAAGCCAUGUACAGCCCUGUACAUGUAGGGAGUGGAAUAGAGAUUACUGGUUCCUGACCCCCUGGUAUUUUUUUCUGGGCUUUUUUUGGACCAGUGGCUUUAAUUUCCCUCAUGGGCUAGUGAUUUAUUUCACUUACUAGCCCAUUGCCUAGUUUCCAAAAAAGUCAGUGUCAAGCCUGAUAUUUGCUUUAUUUAUUUUCAAUUGUUCUUUUGUUUUCCUUGUAUCAAUAUUGUAUGCACCUUGGCCCUAUUUCCUUUUGAGUUACAUGACUAACUUGUUUUACUAUAGUAUGUACCUUAGUUGUUUUACUGUAACUUAUUUAUUUAAUACUAAUAGUAAUAAAAAACUAAAGAAGUUAGAUUACAUUUAAUUAUGUUUGUCAGUUCAGUUUGAGCUCAUUUUCUUGAUAUUUCCAAGGGUAGUCAUUUACAAGAGAGUUGAAUGUAUUUCUAACAUUUAGUAGGCAGGUGUAAAUAAGCAAACAAGAUCAUGUCUCCCCCCAAUAAUUAAUAAUGGUGGACAGUUAGCCUGCGUAGCAAGCGUUUCCGUUAGGUUUCGGAGCAAAGAAAGAGCGAGGAAGGGGAUUUUUGGUUUUGACUGAGCGAGAAAUGAAACAAGAGCCAAGAAAUGAAAGAGGGGGGAGGGGGAGGGGAACGGGAAGGAAGGAAACACUUGCAGACAAACCCCUCGAUUUUGAAAACCUGCAUUCCCCAGCGAACGCAGUGCCUGAUUGGCUUGGCUAGUCAAGCAAUCUUGACAUGUGUCAAUCAGAGGUUUGUUUCAUACUGAGAGGUCACGUAUGGUAUGUGACACGCAUAUUAAUUUCCUGUGGUUGUUGUUUAUUCUGCUUGGCAAGGUUUGCCCUCCAAUGCCAGAGAAUUUUCUUUAACUUCUUCUGAAACGCAAAGCUCUUCUUGCGACUAAGGGCUUCAGGCCGUUUAAUUUAUUCCCCAGUGUCUCCUGGAUCUGAAUAACUAAAAGCGAUUUUCUUUGGUCAGGGUAUGCAAUGGUUUCCUGCAAUGUUUUGUCAUGCUGAACCUAGCUCGCUGGUGUUUUUUUUUUUGCAGGAUGUUAAAUUUUCUCGGAUCGAUAGUGAUUUAUACAUCCAAAUUUCGAAGAGUGGAUUGCACCUUAAACUGAAGCUACAUCCACUAUGGAGGACUACAUUGUGACUCAAAAUACAAACAAAAAAUUAUUUUGGUUUCAAACACACGUCCUCUAAAGUUCAUUUCCGCUCCACGGGAGGCCAAACAUUUUAUUGGUCAAUUAUGACAGCUGAUGACAGCAUCAAAUGUUGGUGCGCGAACUCAGGCAUGACAGGCCAAGUGGGCGGUUUUCAAAAUCCUGGGGUUUGUCUGCAAGCGUUUCCUUCCUUUCUUCCCCACCCUCUCCCCGCUCUUUUACUUGCGCCACUUUUCUCGCGGUCAGUUUGACUCUCGUUCCUCGUUCUUUUCUCCUAAGCCACACAGAAACGUUUGCUACGCAGGCUAGUGGACAGUGUACUUUUCCAUUAAGGCAAGGCAAUUUGACUUUUGUUUAAUACAGUGUAUCUCUCUGUUUCUCAGAAAGAAGUGGUACUUAAGUCUAACUCUUCUCAAUCAGCUCUUCCUGUGGCUCUUGGAGCAGGAUGUGAUCACAGAAGACUUUCUUCUCUUGAUGUUUGUCGUCAGGUGAUGUAGAUAUGUCACAUGUCAAAAUUAUAUUCAGGUUUUUACUUAAUAGUUUUUAACCCAGGUUGAUUCUCAGUUUCCCUUGUCAUGUGCCCUAUCCCUAAUUCAUGAAUAAUCAGGGAUAGGAGACAAAGGAAGUAGAAAAUCAACCUACAAUCCUCUUACAUUAGUUGGGACAGUAGUGAUUUUUCUGCCCUCUCAAUGUUGGUGUUUGCGAGUUGGCAUCACGGGAGCAAAAUAUUUAACACUGGGAGGAAAGGAGCACAACUUUUUGUCAGAAGGUGGUUAUUGCUUGGGGUGUGAUGAGGAUCGUAGGUUAAAAUAUUUUAACCUGAAUAUAAUCUGACCUGUAACAGAUACAUGUACUCAGUCCUCAGACUUGUAUAUGGAUCAACUUCCAGAUACAUGUAUUCAGACUUCAGACUUGUAUAUAGAUCAAACUCCAGAAACUACAAUGUGAAUAAAGACCUCCAGUUAAAUUUAAUCCUCCAGUUAAUUUAAUCCCAUGAUUCAAAUUUUACUUUCUGUUGUUUCAAACUUACAUAUGUGAUAACAGACCCCAAAACAAUUGUUGAUAAAUGCGGCAUCUGUCUGCAGAUUAUAGUCGUUGUGACGGAGAUUACAUGUAGUACAAACAUGUUAUCCUCUACGUUUACCCGGACGAUUCAUACUCAGCCUACUCAGACUUAUGAAAUGACUCCUAGGUUCAAACCCCUCACGGUAUUUUUGUUAAAAAAAACAAAAACUGCCUAAGAGGUCUGUUUAUGAUGCAGUUAAUUUAAUCCCAUGAUUCAAAUUUUACUUUCUGUUGUUUCAAACUUACAUAUGUGAUAACAGACCCCAAAACAAUUGUUGAUAAAUGCGGCAUCUGUCUGCAGAUUAUAGUCGUUGUGACGGAUGAUGGAGUGGUACAUUGUUUCACAGACCAGCUGGAGCAGCUAUGGAUGACUGUUGUUUUCAAAGAUGAUAAAGAAUUACAAUCAAUGUAUUUUAGGUAGGUAGCCAAGAGCACCCAGUUCGUUCAGUUCGAUCUGAAUGUUCAUACCAUCUUUUCUUGAGGCUCUCUUUGGGGGAGGUGGGGGGAGAGGGGAGGGGGAGGAAGAGGGGAAUGUAUGUCCCCAGUCUGAAAAUCAGAUACAGUCGUUUCGUGUUUUGAAAAAAUGGGCCAUUUCUUUGUUGCUAUUCUUAAUGUCGCUUGUUGCCAGUUCAUUAAGGCCUUGUCACUUGUCGGAAUUUGACCGUAACAGGGCCUGUAUCUUAGUGUGUCCAUCCCAACCUCGUCCCCAGGGCGCUUUUCCCUGGCUUUUGAAGCGCCCUGGGGACGAGGUUGUGUCCAUCCUAAAGACAGACAAAGAAAAUUGACUGAAGAAUGGCAGCAACUCUUUCCAGGUGUCAUUUAUAGAAAUGUCCAUCAGGAGCGGUGGACCAUCAUAUUGUUACAGUAUUAUUUUAUUUCUAUUUUCCUGCCUUCUAAAUUUGUUGUUUCAUGAGAGAUUACAUGUAGUAUCAAAGAUACAAACCUGUUAUCCUCUACGUUUACCCGGACGAUUCAUACUCAGCCUACUCAGACUUAUGAAAUGACUCCUAGGUUCAAACCCCUCACGGUAUUUUUGUUGCCAGCCUUUGCUUGGGUAAAGCUGUGCCCAAAGCCUUGACAUACUAGAAUAUUGAUACCCUAAUAUAUUAUUUGUAUUUUGUUGUUUUAAUUUGUAGAGAGAUAGCUGUAAGAAUUGUACCAUACUCACCUGACCAUGGCCUGGUUUUGAUUGGAGGGAAAGUGGCUAAAGAAGACCCAUUCAAAGAUCAUCAUUUAGAGUAACUACUGUAUUAAUGAUAAUUAUGGAGCGUCUGUCUCUAUGUGUACCUGGGGACUUCGUUGCCGUCAUGCGUUUUCCAUAAAAUUGUCGAUUUUCCACGAAAUCCUCGCAUAUCAAGAAUUGUUUUGCGUAGCCUGUUCCAGGCUCUCAGACAGUAGGAUGACGCAUAAGUGAAAGGCACGCGAAAAUGUAAGCGCUUGACCUAGUCUCCUCUCGUUUUAUUUUCGUGUUCGUGCUUUCUCAAUUCCGCGGACCCGACUAUCUCGGAGCCUGGAACAGGCUAUAUUUUGCGUGGUAACUCUACCAGUCAUCAACAUGAGCGACCACGAAAACGACAACGAAAACGAGGAAAUUAAAACAAACAACAAGUCUAAAAAAAAAAACAGAAAAACUCUGAACCUGGGGCUCACUUUUUGGCAGGUCUCUUUGCCGUCAUUGCACGACUAACGUUGUCAAACUUCAUCAGAAUGGCAAUGGUAUCGUCGCUUGAGUCUCUACGAUCGCCGUUUUAGUAGAGAUCUUAAGCAACAACUACGGUGACGGCUACGAAAACGUCACUUAAAGAAAUUCGCGCGGCUUCAAACUUUAUCGCGCUUAUUCCAACACGUUCAAUUCGUCAAAUGUUGGCAAAUUUUUCUGGAGUUGAAUUCUAAAAGACUGUAUUGAAGUUCAGGAUCUCAAAGAAAAAGAAAGUCUUUGUCUCUUGUGUUCACGUCCUCGACAGAACGUGAAAUUAGACACUUUCACGUUGUAGUCGUACAGCGACGACAAAGAAAUCGUCAAAAAAGAGUGAUGCACGUGCAAAGUUGUUGUUUUACCAAUCUAAACCUAUUGCUUUUUUUCCGUUCUUGUUGCCGUCGCCGUCGUCGUUGCCUAAGCUCCUUAUUAUAUUAACAGCGAUCGUCGCGACUUUGAUUUCGUCGGAAAAGCGCAGAUAGAGUUUCGUUAUGCUUUUUUGCAUAAAUCGUAUUUAAAUUUAGGAUGACCUUCUCUAUCGUGCACCAAUGAAACUGUCAAAAUUUGUCACAUUUUAAUUUUCAGGCAUGACCAUCAACAUAACAUGUCUGCAGGGCUUUCUGCAGAUGAAAUAGCAAAACUGCCUCCACGACGCCUUCGUCAUACUAAAAUGGUAAAUAUUUCAAUAUUAAAUUAUGUGGAUAGGCUUAUGCAUGUAUCAUAGAGGUAGCUGUCUGUAAUAGUACAAAUUAAAUUUUGUGAUUUGAUUGAUUUGAAAUCACACAAAUUAAUCAAUAUAGUAGUCUGUUUGUUCUAAUUCAAUUUCUAUUUGCAGCAUUGAAGAUUUUCGUUUCUUGUUUUAUUUGUUUCGUGUUUUUUAUUUCUCUUUUUUCUCUUUUUCAACAUAAAGACUUUUGAAGAAAAGGAACACUUUUCUACGUACGCGCUUAACAGUAAAACAGGAGCAACUCACUGGAAACACGAACCAGGGGACUAUGAAGCUAUGAAAAAUUCAAGAGAGGUACUUCUUCGUCUUAAAAUGACUUAAACUACCAUGCAAAUCUUCAGCCCUAAAUCGAUAGUCUUUGGUCUUUGAUCUGUAUGUACAGGCAUCAUCUGCAACGAUUUACGGUCAUCUCGCCACCCACAAAAACACCUCCCAAGAAGUGUACUUGCCACCACGUAAUAAUUCUGCAAUAUAAAUUGGCACAGUCUGUGACACAGUUUACUUACCUAUGAUUUCUUAGGUAGGAUUUUUAUUUCUUCGUCAAGCCCAAAUACAAAUCUAUCUCUGCGGUAAGUACAGUCGACUUCCGAUAACUCGAACCCUCGCUAACUCGAACCUCGUGCUAACUCGAACCAAAAUUGAUUUCUCCUGGAUUUCCGUCAUACUCUCGGCUUUCACUGUAAUUUUAGCUUCGGUAACGUGUUGUAGGAGUAUAGUGGAGGCUGAUGUUGAUUGUGACAGGCUAACGUGAAGCAGCUUUACUUCUCAAAACAGUAAAGCGCAUGCUCUAUUUAGGCUAUGUUUUGUUACGUUACGUUCUGAUUUAUCAUCUAGAAAUAUCUUUUAAUUUUCACUUGACAUUUCUACAAUUAAAUGUGUUUAAAAUGUUCACUGUGAAGUAAAAACUGUUUUUUAUCUUACUCUCGGAUAUUUUCUUCAAUCUCCCGAUAACUCGAACUUUUUUCGAUUUCCCUUAAAGGUUCGAGUUAUCGGGAGUCGACUGUACUAUUACGAUAUUUAUUUCUUGGUGGCGAUUUCGUUGUUGGCGAGUCGAUCGACUGAAUACCUCUUCGACAUAACAAAUGGUAGAAUUUCGUUGCACAUCGGCAAAUUUAUUCUGGACGUCGUUCAAAAGCGAAUGUUUUUCAGUAGAGGACGAGAACAACCAUGAGGACGAAAUUAAACUAAACGUUUUUUAGCGUAUUUUAUAUAUACACCCCAGAAAACAACAGUGCUAACUUUUUUUUCACAAAAGAGUUAGCACUGUUAUGUUUAUUAACGCGUAUUCUAAGCCCUCUCCCAAUCGCGAAAUGAAAAAUUUCUAAUAUCUGAUGAUUUGUUUCCUCCACUACGACAUUUUGGCUAAAAACUGUAGUGCCGUGACCACGGACCGCGGUUCAGAAAUAGCGACUUUGAGAUCCGACGACGGCAACGAGAUCGUCAAAGAAGCAAUUGGUUUCGAAAAGCAAAACAACAACUUUGCACGUGCACUGCACGACUACGAGAUGAAAAUGCCUAAUUUCACUUUUUAUAGAGGACGUCAAGAAACAAGCCACGACGAAAUUUUUUUGCUCUUUUUAAACGUGGAUGUAGUUCUCAGGAAUUGAACCCCAGGAGAGUUUGCCUACAUUUAAGAAAGUAAAUGAGAUGGAAUAAUUGCGAUGAAUAUUGAAAGAACGGGAAUUCACUUUUUAAGAGACGUUUUCACUGCCGUCACCGUCCCCGGAUCUUAAGGUCCCUAAUGACUCUAGUUUACGCGCGCAUUACUCGUCUCAGAAUGUCAAGGUCUAAUUUCUACUCGGGCGGCAAUCACAACAGGUAGCCGUUGCAAAACCAAUUCAACUCUGACAUGAUUUUCUAUGUUCAAACUGUUCUGAGAAUCUUUGUUAUCUUGUUUCAUCAAGGAUAUUCUAUCAGCCUACCAUUUCAAGCUGGCUCUGCACUCCAGUCAGUAUCACGUGGGUGAGGUCCAUUGGAGCUACUACACAGAAUCCCUUAUCACUUCCAUGCCAUACAGAUGGCAACACCCAGCUGAUACAAAGAUACAAACUGCUCACUUUGUAAAGAAAAUGCCAUCAUCUGCAGCUAGAACACCAAAUAGGUAUGGAUAAUCGGCGUUAGAGGGCCAGUAUUGGCCUACGCCUACUAUUAAAGGGUUUUGGCAUACGCCUGCAAAGGGCUUCAGAGGGCCAGUAUUGGCAUAUGCCUACAAAGGGUUUCAGAGGAAUAGUAUUGGCAUACACCUAUCAAGGGUUUCAUGGGGCCAGUAUUAGCAAACACCUGCAAAGGGCUUCACAGGGCCAGUAUUGACAUACACCUACAGAGGGCAUCAGAGGGCCAUUAUCGGCAUACGCCUACUAAAGCACUAGAGGGCCAGUACUGGCAUACGCCUAGCAAUGGUUUCGGAGGGCCAGUAUAGCCGAAUCUUUGUUUGCACUUUUUGCCUCAUUAACAUAUGGUUAUCACUAUCUGAUGAUGCUAAUAAAGUAAAAACUCUGAAUAUUGAAAAGGCUUAACAGUUUCAGUUAUCUCUGAAAAUUUGAGCCCAAUACAUCGAAUGGUUUCGGGGAAAUUCUCUUCUUAAAACUCGAAAUUUUAAAGAGAAUGUAUGGCUCAUUAACUUUUUUGCCUCACAACAAUUUCGCAGUUUUUGAUGACUGAUAUUUCCUUCAAUAUUGCUUGCAAAGAACUGAAAAUUGCACAAAUUGCUCAACUUAAUCAGCUCUUUCAACUUUUGCAUUUAGUUCAUAUACAUACGGCCACGGUUUCUAUGAGUUAAGUCGUAUGCUCACGAGAAAGAAUAUAAACAAUGAGGUCAGCAAAGGGCUUCAGAGGGCCAGUAGUAGCAUAUGCCUACAGAGGACUUCAGAGGGACAGUAUUGACAUACGCCUAUCUCUUGCUUACCACUUAAAAUAGGGUGGCUGCUUCAUACAGUUUCGAUUGUAUAUAUGUAACUAGAAUUCUUUUAACUGUCUUUUAACCAGAACGCCAUCAGUACGUCAUGAAACUCACUCCAAGCCAGAAUUAAGCAGAGAAAGGCAGCCCAAUGUAGUGGUUAUACACCGCCAAAAGUCCAUCGAAGUUUUAAGCCUCGACUCCGGUAAGCCUCUAUGCACUUACACAGUUUCCAAGGAUGCCACUAGUGCGAGUGACAUCAAUGGUGAUAACGUCAUCGAGCACGUGACAAUGUAUUUUUCAUCCGAGCCACGUGUUCAAGCAGAAAUCAAUCCUUGCUCAGCUGUGGUGACUUCUGGCGCCAAGACCUUGUUCACCGGAUCGAUAUGCGGUCCAUCAUCUUCGUUUGGGAGAUAUUUUGACUCCAGUGCUGAGGAACAUUUUCGUGAAGAGCCAGUCCCUGUUGCUCCCCUGCUUGUGGACAGUCCGUUGGACAGGUCGGGGAUAUUUAGCCAUCUUUCAGGGGACAAGGUUAAGCGCGAGUCCAUCCGAGGUUAUGAUAGCGUGUUUAUCAUCUCAUCCGGACGACUCACAAGCUUUGGGCCUUACGGAGAGUUUAACUGGCAGGUAAAAAUCGUCUGAAACGAAGUCGCAAGUUGUAACUAGGUUGCCUUCGAUUGGGAAAUCCGGAUUUUGCAAUCGAACGCGAAAUCCGUAAACGGAUUUCACCUCCCAGAAAUCAGUCCUCAGGGUGGAUUUCAAUUAAGAAAUCCAAAUCCGGAUUUCACGGAUUUCCUUUUUACUGUUCGAUAGGGAAAUCCGAAAAAAGAUUUGCAGAACUAUUUUCGUGAACAGUGGUCUUCUUUUUGCUAAUCAUGCGUGCGCGUGCAAGACCGUUGUUCUUAAAAACUAUUUUCAAAUCCUUUUUCGGAUUUCCAAAAAAAAAAAAAAAAAAAAAAAAAAGACAACGGAAAGGAAGGGAAUCCAAGAACAGAUAUCUCAGCGUUGAAAUCCGUUUCAGAUUUUGCUUUCGAUUACAAAUCCGAAAUCCGGAUUUUAAAUCUAAGUACUAAGUACAAGUUUAUUACUUUGCCCUGGACGCGGCGCAUUUCUAGGCUCUAUUUCCGCCGCUCUCUCGGGUCAGGUUUUGUUUUUCCCCGAGUCGGGGGACUGAAGAGCGUAGGCAUUGUGGUAAUAGAGCCUCAGCCUACAUUUCCGAUAGGUUGCAGUGACUUCACUUCACAUAGAUUGCGCUAACAAUAGGCUACAGGAAACCCAAGCAAGGGUUUUCUUAGUUUGCCCCCUUAUACUGUACAUAUUGCAGCUAAGCACGCGUAGAUGGAGAUCAGUGCCCGAAAUUUGAUAAUAUUCCCUCUGAAUCUAGAAUCAACACGCGCGGAAGUCGGCAAUUUAAUGACCCAUUUUGUAACUUAUGUCUUCUGGUUUGCCUCCAGCCAGUUGGGAUUUUUACGUGCAAGGUUUAUUUCAGUUAUGUGUCUCUGUUCUUACUAUUUGUGGGACACAAUGUAGACCACUAGGUUCCCAGUAAUUCUACUACUAGUAAUAAUCAUUGCUUAUGGAUCCGCGUUCGUCUUAUUUCACGAGCAUGACGUCUGCACGAAAACGAGACUAAAGGAAACGAAAACGAGUCCAAAGGAGUCCAGUUUCGUGCGGCCGAGAUGAAAAUUAAUAGAUAAAAUUAAUAGGGGCGGCUAUUCGGCAUUCGCCCGCGAUAGCUCGAAAAUUUCUGCCUUUGUACCAAAGGAACACCAGAUUAGGAUGCGUUCUGACGAACGCGAUGAAACCCCAAAGCGUGAUAACCAUUACCUCCAUUUUAUUUUGAUUUCCCUUGUAGGUUGACACGGAGGCUUCGUGGUUAAAUUACGACCCAAAAGAAACUAACCCAAGAAAAGUGGAUUUUGUACCAAAUAUUCAAGCGGUAACAACAUCCGUGGGUGGAGUGAAGGUAGGUUUUAUAUUCAAAGAGCUUAAACCCUCUUUCCCUUUCCGGUUGGGAGGGGGGUAAUCCUUAUGAUGGGCAAUACAGGAAUGUUCUGCCUGAAAGGGGUACGUUUUUCAGGCUUCAGUUAAGAAGUGAAAGGAGAGGAAUUUCACGAGUUUGAGUAUAUGAAAAGGUACGGAGACCCUUAAUUUAGGCAUUUUAAGCGCCUUUAAGUAGUGAUCCAGGUAAGAAGGGAAGCAAUUUGUUUUGUUGUGGCGCAAUACCUUUUCCUCACAUAGAAAUGUUUUCAUUUUUACGCAGAGAAUGCAUAAACCUACAAAAGUGCAGUUUACGAAAGAAAAUGUUUUUAGACUCCACUUUUAAAGGGUGUAUUUUUGUGUUAAAACAUUUCGACCAAUCACAAGAGUUGCAAACAAUGGCCAAGAAAUGUUCACAAUUUUACAUGAUCAGCACAUACGAUUUCUGUGUUACUUAGACUUCGACGAGAUUUUCUUAUAAGGAAGUUGGAUAGAAAAAAGGGGAUUAAUAUACAUGCUGCUUUGCGAAGAUUUCGUAAAAUUUGAUGUUUAAACCAAUCAGAACCAUAGUAGAGACAAUAGUAAAGUUAGCACCUUUUUGCGUUCCGACGUGUUCACUGCGUUUUUGGUCCUUUACUUCUUAUCUGGACCAUUAUUCUGGUCGUGCGAUUUUAUUUUAUUAAGCACUACACGUAAUGAAAAGAAGACUUACCUGUCAGUAGGUGUGUGAAAGGAGCACCAUUUCUUAAUGGCGGUUAUUCGAAGGGGAUAUCUUUUUUGUCUAAAGUGGUAGAUAAUAUAAAAGGGUAAGGGGUCGGACCUCGGGGCGGAUCCUCCACGUAUAAAAAGGUGUUCAGCAGCCCCCUCCCCCUUUGUAAUUAAUUUGAAUUACUCACAUUUAAGUACGCUCUGUUUCGCUCUGUUCUGAUUCAAAGCUGAAUCGGCAUUCAUAAAGUCUUGGUAUCGAGGCGUUCUCUUCGAAUCCUAAGGCGUGGACGCUAAGCGCCCGGUGUAGUCUCUUUGGAUUCGAAGAGAACGCCCGGUUACCAAGACAUUACCAAUGCCGAUUCAACUUUGAGCUAGGGGAGAGCGAAACAGUAUACAGAAUAUACGAGGAAAAUUGACCAGAAAAAACAAAGGACUAUUUCAAUGUGAGUAAUUCAACGUAUUACACACAAAAAUUAACCUUUAUUUAGUCGAAACCCAUGUUUCCUAUAGACCAUGGUGCACCCUACGCUUAGUCUCCAGCCGCGGGUGUCUCGAUGCGCCCGAGAUUCUCCCCAGGGUAGCCUCGACGGAGCCUCGACGUAUGGGCCAUUUUAGGGAGUACCCAAAUAGGAACCUGUAGGAACAUUUUGUCUUUAGGGAGAUAAAGCACCAACGAAGGCGACGGCUAAGAAAACGUCACGUAAGCCUUUAAGUCCCUAUAAUGACCAACAACAAUUUUCUCCUAACGAUAUCCAUACAUUGUCAAGAGAUAAAGUUAUGAGAAUUAGUAAAAUGAUCACCAAAGAAAAAAAUUGCAUGAUCUUCAACUAAUUCUUAAAGGAAAUGUAUGCAGAUCAGUUUGGAGAAUUUGUAUGUGGAUAUUGGGGCUUAAGGGGUUAGAAAGGUCGUUCGUGCAGCUUUAAACUUUAUCUCGCUUAUUCCAUCUCGUUCAGUUUGUCAAAUGCUGGCAAAUUUUUGUGCAGUGGAAUUCUAAAGUUCAGGAAAAGAAAAAAGAAAGUCUUGUGACCACGUCCUCCACAAAACGUGCAAUUAGGCAGUUUCACGUGGUAGUCGGGCAAGGACGGAGGAGAAGUGUACGAAAAAGCACGUGCAAAGUUGUUACCUUGCCAAUCCAAACCUAUUGUUUUCUUCUUUUUUUUUUUUUUUGCCGUUCUCAUUACCGUCGCCGGUGUCGUUGCUUAAGUUCUCUGUUUGUUUUGUUUCAGGACGCAGUGUUGGUAACUGGCCGAAGUCGUCUGGUACUAGUCUCUCUUAAAGAUGGUUCUCUGCUAGCUUCUCACACCAUACCGUGUGAGCCACUCUCCCCUGUCGCACACGGUGACUUCACAAAUGAUGGAUUGAUGGAUUUUGUCGUGCACUGUAGAGCAAGGUGAGUUAUGUCUUGACCUUAGCCUAGUCAAAAUGAACAUAUAGGUAGCCUGUUCCCCCGAUCCCCCAAUCCCCCAAUCCCCCGGAAAAGAUACAAAAAGGGACAAGAAUACUUGUUGGAAAAUUGGAAUUUGCUUCCAGUCCUAUUAAAGAAGACUAGCCUCCCACGCAGGCGUUUUUAGGGGAGCUCGUAUUUCGUCCGUCCCAAACGUGACAGGGAUGCUUGACGAAAAUUAAACCCCUAAGGGCCCCCCUAAGGGGGACCAAUGUGUGUAUGUUCUUUACGCACGGUAUUAAGCGAUACCUGAACUGGCAAGUGUAAGUGACUUUCCAUCCCAAACACCCUAAGUGAGACCAAAAUCAGCAAUUUACACCCCAAAGCGAGACGGCGAUGUUCGUCGUCUCUUUUAUAUGGGAGUCCCCCGGGCUCUGGACGAUCGAACGAAAAAUUUGGGGAAUUUUCACCUGACACGGCGGCCAUGUUAGUGUCCCAAACCAGUCCUUCGGGAGUUGAACUCUUUUAUUGUUUAACGCUUACCACGUAAGUGAAAAAACGCAGUCUUGAUCAACAAGUGUGUGUAAUUGGCGUUGUGUCUCUUUGCUUUUACCCUGCGAGCAGAGAUUUCUUUCUGGCAAGGCUCGUAGCAUUUACUCUCUCACAAACAAACCAACUGCGGGACUAACAAACGACGCGAACGACUUCGUAAAUGCUAAAACCCAUGCCAGAAAGAAUCAUCUGCUCGCAGGGUACUUUCCUUUCUGAAGAGAAAACAACUUUACUUUCAGCUACCUCGGCUUCUCACUGGACAGUAGACCCGGGUUCUGGUGGACAGCGGUCUGGGUCGCUUGUGGACUGGGCGCUAUUGCAAUUGCCGUUCUGAUCCUUCGUUUCAUCGAGGAGGUGAUUGCGUGACGCCAGACGGAAUCACGCCACAUGCUAGUAACGCGUUGUGUGAUGGCAGUUGUCACAAAUCCAAGAAGUCAUCGUUGUCUGUGGCUCUCUUUGUGACUGGUAACACCUCAUUUGAAUACGAGGUAUGCAUCUACUUGUACUUGUACAAGGUACAUGCGUCUACCGGGUUAUCUGUCACGUGGUCACUUGAACGUUAAACUUGAUCCGGCUUUGGAACAUCGAAGCCCAGAAUAGAAGUUGAGGAAUAAGGAUAAGGAGGUAUCUUAGCGGGUCUUUUAUGGUUUUGUACCUCCCGUCACAUACCGGUCAGGAAUUUUAGCCUGGGAAAUAUUUUUUUCGACAAACUAGCGCGGAAACGUUUGCUGCGUAUGCUAAACUGACCACAACAAGAAUGAAUAGUCUUCGUGAAAACCGAGACCGUUUUGGGACUUUCGGGAAAAUGCACUUUGCUCAGUUACGGUACGUCUGCGUCUUUAUAUCAGUAGGCAGUGAGCGCAAGCUUCAGUUUGCUGGUCAGAAAUACGUUCAAUAAGUUUAUUUCCUCAAAACGUCUUGAUGAUAGGGUGGGGCGCUAAAAUACUACAUUCCAGUGUACGAAACAGGGUUUGGCCACCAAACAAACGUUCUUAUGCUUGGUGCUUCGUCACGCACUCCUCUCCCACUUGUGGGAGGCGUCUAGCAAGUGAUAUGAUAAAAGAUGGAGGAAUUUAGUUCAAAAAAUAAAAUAGUGUCUCGAAUGCCUUUAUCGUGCUAGUGUGCGGUGGUUUCGGGAGUGGCAGCUAGAUAGCGCGAAACACACAAACUGAGAAUCCCAACUCCGGCGUAUGCGCGCGCCCGCAGGCUCGAAUCCCUUUUGUCCUUUAAUAGACGCCGUUUGCUUACAGAAAGCUGGCGCUGGGGCUCACACGAAGAUUAUUUUCCAUUUAAAACAAUAAUUAAAAACUAAUUCCGU